This is a messenger RNA of Rosa rugosa (rugosa rose), 3787 nucleotides long. Its product is annotated as U-box domain-containing protein 43-like. The record is from RefSeq and is a predicted model, not a curated record. NCBI's taxonomy places the organism in Eukaryota, Viridiplantae, Streptophyta, Magnoliopsida, Rosales, Rosaceae. Gene Ontology annotation, molecular function: protein binding; ubiquitin-protein transferase activity. Gene Ontology annotation, biological process: protein ubiquitination; cell surface receptor signaling pathway. The coding region runs from base 525 to 3614 and encodes 1029 amino acids. The transcript is spliced from 4 exons.
GGGUCAAGUCAAACUAAAGACCAAAUAUGAAGCUGCAGUGUUUAAGCUUCUUGGGUUUUUAAUGUUUGAGUAAAUGAUAAUGAAAUUUUUGUGCUUUUCUUUUGAUUGUUACGAGUGUGAGAAAAAUUCAACCGGGGCUAUAAUAAUAAAUACAAAAUAGAAGGACCAGUAGGACUAUCAAAGUCUUCAACUUGACGUUUCUUGUUUCACUUCUUCCUUCUUCUUACCUUGUCAAAAACCAAAGCUUAGCUCUCUUGCAGUUUGGUUGAUGAAACUAAAGAGUUCAGAGUAGUAAUCUUCCAUCUCCUUGCCCUAGUGUGAAGAACUCAAACAGAGGGCUUGAAGAGGAAUUUGAAAGAUACAACUGGGAAUAUCAAUUUCCAGUGUGAUAAAUUUGGUCUACAAAUGAGGAUUGCUCGUCUGAUACCAAUAAACCUGUGUGGGGGCUAUGUCGGAAUUGACUGACAUAAUGAGAACCUAGUGACACUUGGAAUAGAUAUCAUACAUUUAGCAGAUACUAGAAAAUGUCUGGACUGGACUUCAGUAUCGGAAUGGAGGAUGUUGGAAUUGCAGUACUACAAGAAUUAUGGAAUAAGGUGGCGUUUCAGACCAUGGGGCUUGUUAGCGAAACAAGGGAUAUGUUGUUUGAAAAGGACAGCUUUUUGGAGUUCUCCAGGAGCAUUUCUGAGCUGAAUAUCCUCCUUAGCAGCUUAAAUGCCCAGAAGGUUGAAAAUGCACUUGGUUUAGAGUCCACGAGAGCUGCACUGACAACAUUGAACCAGCAGUUGAAGAAAGCAAGCAAGAUCAUCAAGGAUUACAAAUGUGGAAGCCGCCUCCGUCUCUUGCUUAAAUCUCACUCAAUUCUCUUGCAGAUGGAGGAUGUAGCUAAAGAUAUUGCCAAGACUAUCUCCACAUUUCAGCUUGUCAAUCUUGAUACUGCACUGAACUUGAAUACUAUGACUAGCCAGAUCAUCAACAAUCUGGGAUCAAUGGAAUUCAGGUCAGCAGCUGCAACAGAAAAAAUUGCUUCAGAGAUGGAGACUUCAAUAUCAGAAAAUACGAAGAAUAGAGAGAAUGCUAAAAAGCUCCUGGAGAAGAUUGCCAAAGCUGUUGGUGCUAGGCCAAAUGCAUCCUUGGUCCAAAAUGAGUUGGCACUUCUGAAGCAAGAGAAAGAAGAGAUGGAAGCUCAAAAAAAGCAGGCAGAGGCGCUUCAGCUAUCUCAACUGAUUGAGUUCCUUUACAGUACUGAAGUCGUUACAAGGCCAGUUGAUGAGGAAACAGCUUCUACUCACCACCAACUAUACCCGAUUGGUUCAUUCAUAUGCCAGUUGUGCAACAAGAUGAUGACAGACCCAGUAGCAAUUCACUGUGGCCACAGCUUUGAGAGGGAGGCGAUUCAGGAACACUUCAGACGAGGAGAGAGGAACUGCCCCACCUGCAGACAGGAGCUUUCAUCUUUAGAGCUCACUCCUAACCUUUUGCUUCGAAACUCUAUAGAAGAAUGGAAUGAGAGAGACAUGGACUUAAAAUUCCAAGCUGCAGUGCCUAGAAUCAAAUCCAGUGAGCAUUCACAACAGGACAAGGCCUUGGAGGAUCUGCAACUUUUCCUGGAAAGGCCCAGAUAUGUGACCAAAGCUGCAGAGGAAGGGCUUGCGAAAAAGUUGGUGGAAAUCUUAAAAGAUGAUAGGGUAAAUGCUGGUGCAGCAUUAAAAUGCCUGUACUAUCUAGCCAAAUACAAUGAUGAUCAGAAGGAAGCUAUUGUCAUAGCAGGAGGCAUUCGCAGAAUAGUGAAGCAUAUCUGUAAAGGUGGAAAUGAAUGCCAUGCCCUCGGAGUCUUGGUGGAGUUGUCUGAAAAGGAAAGCCUUGCAGAAAAGAUGGGAAAUACAAAAGAUUGUAUUCCCCUUGUGGUUUCUUUACUCCAUAUAAGUAACCCAGAUGUGUCUCAAAAAGCUAGUAAGGUGCUUCAGAACCUCUCCUCCAAUGUCCAUUUUGUUGUCAAGAUGGCUGAAGCAGGACACUUCCAACCUUUUGUAGCUCGCUUCAACGAUGCGGCUGGAGAAACCAGAACACUGAUGGCUGCAGCCUUGGUAAAUAUACAACUGAAGGAGAAUAACAUUGAUGACUUAAGAGAACAGCAAUUCAUCCACAAUCUAAUUCAGAUGCUCUCUUCCAGCUCCCCAGCAUCCAAAUCAGCUUGCCUAAAAUGUAUCAAGAAACUUGUAGCACACCACAGGAUUGUAGAGCGCCUUCUGGAAGAUGCUGUAACUAUACCACAUUUGCUUGGUCUCAUCUCAUUUAACAAGUUUGAUCUGCACUUGAAACAAGGAGCUGCGGAGAUUCUGGCUAAACUGAUUGGAGAUAGUGAGCAAUUUGAGCAACCAAAAUAUCAGGGCUUGCAAGAACUGCAAUCCAAGCACAAUGUUAGUCUGCUGUUAGAGAUUAUGACCAGUGCCGAAGAUCAAACCAAGAUUCAGUUUUUACACCUACUGGUUGAGCUAAGCUCUAAAUCAGAGAUAGCCCGUGAUUUAAUACGAACAGACAACGAUGCAAUUGCUCAGCUCUUUUCAUCCCUUUACAGCGACCAUCCUGAGGUGAGAAGGUGGGUCAUGAAACUUAUAUAUUGCAUAUCCGAAGGUCAUCCUGAUGGAGUUCCACUACCAACGUCACCUGAAAAAGAAACAGCCAUUACCAACCUAGCAACCAUCCUCGUUAAUUCACCAGAUACCGAAGAAAGGUCUGCUGCUGCAGGAAUUAUCAGCCAGCUUCCUCAGAAUGAUAGUUGCAUUGAUGAGAUACUCCGAAAAUCGGAUGCGCUGAAAGCCAUUUAUGGGGUAAUUUGCAGCAUGGAUGACGAAAUUAGUGGGAACAUAGGAUCUUCCGACCAAGGCACAUCUCUACUGGAGAAUGCUCUAGCAGCCCUGUUACGCUACACAGAACCCUCCAAACCCGAUCUUCAGAGGCAGUUGGGAAAGCUUGAACUAUACCCAUCACUAGUUCGUGUACUGACACGGGGCAGCUCACUAGCUAAGCGGAGAACAGCAACUGCACUUGCCCAGCUAUCCCUCUCCACCAGCCGGUCAUUCUCUGAUGAAACCAUCAUGGCACCACAAACCAAGCCCUCCAUGCCCUUCUUUCUCAAGCAUGUCACCAGUAUGUGGUGCUGCCCAGCAUCGUCACAUAAUUUCAGUUCAUGUUCUGUUCACGGUGAUGCUUGUUCACCAAGAGAUACCUUCUGCCUGGUCAAGGCUGAUGCGGUGAGGCCACUUGUGAUGACUUUGAGUGACACAGAGUCGGGUGUGGCAGAGGCAGCUCUAAUGGCACUUGAAACAAUGCUUAUCGAUCACAGCACACGAUCACAAUCAACUGCUGCGAUCGUGGAGAGCCAGGGUGUGGCUGCCAUUCUACACGUCUUGGACAAGGGAUCUGUAUCUGCCAAAACCAAAGCCUUAGACCUCUUUCAGAAGAUCCUUUUAUAUACAAAGAUCAGUGUACCGGUAAUGCAGAGGUUUGAGAGGAUCCUCAUCCAAUUUCUCAGCGAUGAUGACCUUAAGAAAAAAGCAGCUUUGGUACUUAGGCAGAUGGGAAUCAUCCCAGAGCAGUCCUCAUACUUCUAAUCUCUUAGUUAACAUGGUUGAUGCUAGAGGAAGAGCUUCUUACAGCACCCCCAAGCAAAUCCUAAUGGGAGAAUUUCUAUCCCAAGAUGCGAGCUUCUUGACACAUACAGACAGUGAUCGGGGGCAGAUUGUAGAUACAUGUAUAAUACCACCGAUUUGAUUCUUCCGCCAUU